CUACAAAACUGCUCGCACAUACGCCCACGCCCGCGGCAUUAUAAGUGGGUGGGUUAGGACUUACAGGUUCAGGGGGCACUGCCCCCCUCCGUGCCCACCAUGCCUCGCCCUACCAGAGAAAGUUACGGGGACCAGAAGCCGCCGUACUCGUACAUAUCCCUGACCGCCAUGGCCAUCUGGGGCAGCCCGGAAAAGAUGUGUACACUGGCGGAGAUCUACAAGUUUAUUAUGGACAACUUCCCCUACUACCGCAAGAACACUCAGCGGUGGCAGAACUCGCUGCGACACAACCUCUCCUUCAACGACUGCUUCAUCAAGAUCCCCCGUCGCCCCGACAGGCCCGGCAAGGGCGCCUACUGGACCUUGCACCCGUCCGCCAUGAACAUGUUCGAGAACGGCAGCUUCCUCCGCCGCAGGAAGCGCUUCAAGAUCCCCAGGGACGAGAAGGACGCCAUCGAGGCCGGCCUGGCGCAGCUCAGCACUCCACCACGCUCCGUGGAAGAGCAGGUGAGACUUCCCCAGCGGGUGCCGCCGCCACCUCCACCGCCACCGCCGCUCAAGCCCCCGAGUGAGGUGAUUGUGCCUACCUGCCACGGGGAGAUCCCGCCGCAUCUACACCUCCUCCCGCCACCUUGCCUCGCCCGCCUCCCGCCCCCGUUGCUAUACCCGCCGCCUCUCAUCUACCCUGGCACUUGGGGGGCGGCCCCUUUCCUACACUCCCUCACCUACCUGCCGCCGCCACUACCGCCCGCGCUGCCGCCUGUGCUGCCCCGACCCAUCAAGCCUACCCCCGUGCUGGCCCGCCCGCCGCCGCCGCCGCCACUAAAUUUAGGCAUCACAGGCGUCACAUAAGGCCCGGGGCACGCGCUGCCCGCCUCGAAGGGCAGCAGCCGACGCCCAGGGCUUACACCAUGGUCCAGGGUGCCCUAGCCCAGCCCUAGGGUACACGCUGGACGCUGGCAGUCCUCAGUGUAACGUAAACAAGACGGAGGGAGAACUCAGUGUUUAUAACCACAAGUCAACAUGUUGUGCAACACUGCAGGACGCUGCAGGUGAUACAGUGAACAUGAUCGCUGGUGGUCAGUAGUGUACAGCGUGCUGCAGCUGUCGUGUUGGUCGCCGCCUGCAGCGCCGCCUUCAGUGUCUCCCACCCCCUCCUCCCCCAGCCCUCCUCACAUCUCACCCACACACGAGGAACUCAGAAAAUCGUGAGGCGUGUGAGUGUGCGUGUGCGUGCAAUCACUGACGUCAUGAUACAUUACUAAACUAAGGUUGGGGUCGAGAAGAACUUACUCUGGUAUAUUGUAAAUAUGCAAUAAGUUGAUUGUUUCAGUCUCCGGUUAUUUCUGGGGCAUGUGAAGCGAGUUGCAUCUGUCCUCUAAUAAACACUUACUGUUAAAGGAGAGUGACAAGUCUCUCACUGACGCCUCGAGAAACGACUUAAAGCUAUGCCUUUGUUCCUAAUGUCUGACUGGUCAUUAUGAUGCAAGCUGGACCACCACACCUUAUCCAGUCAGCCUCAGUGAGAAACUGUAGGAGCCCAAGACAGUCCUGCUUGACGUGACGGUUGAGAACUUUCCUGUGAGUGGCUGUGUGGUGUUCCUUGACUGUGGUGUUCCCUGACUGUGGUGUUCCCUGACUGUGGAGUUCUCAGCCCUGGCUACCUACUUCCAUGAAUAAGAAAUACCAUGUCACGAAAGAGAAUAUUUUAGAUGUAAAUGUUACCUUCGACAGUGUCAGUGACAUUUAUGGACAAUUUCCCGCCGUUUGACUGUCAUAUAAAAUGUAUCGGUGUCAUGAGACGGUCUCAGUGAAUACCCACGAUAGUGAGAUUAAACGACACAAAAAAAUCCCUACAUUUGGAAGCUCACACACACGGGGUUGAGUAAAUUGACUGGGUGGAUGAGAAUGUCUUACAGCUUAAGUUGUAAUGAUGAGUUCCUUGCUCAAGUGUGCUCCUGGCUCAGUGUACAAACCUACCAACCAUCUCUCUCUAAGUCACUUGUGUCUCUGUGGUGAUAAUUAUUGGCCUUUGAUAUAACGCAAGAUGGCUGGAAGCAACAACACACACACACACACACACAGAUAGACAGACUGUGUGUAUGUGUAAAGACGAUGUUAUCUGAGUGUGUAUAUGAAGAAAAUGUGUAUAUAUACGUAUGUAUGUAUGUAUGUAUGUGUAAAUACGGACGUUCACACCUCAAUACGGACUCUGACAACCCACCACGGACAAACACAAGCAACCACGAACACGGACCUACCUCAAACACACACACACAACUCCCCACAUACGCUGUCAACCAACCACGGACUCAUCUGAGAGGUAAAAAACUUGUAGGUAACAUUUGGUAACAAGUGAACCAUUAAAGACUGUCAGAGAAAUUGUUGUGGUAUUAUGCUAAUGUACACUCGAGCUGACCAUAAUUAAAUGAUAACAAGUGUAGGUGAUACAUGAUACAUACUGCACCUCUGUAUGUGUCAUCGUUACCUAUAUAUUACUGCCGGUAUUGGAGUGAAAAUCUUAACCGGAAGGGACUUAAGUUAACUCAGGUGUACGAAUGUGUGUUUGGUUUGCGAUUUUUUUUUCGCCAAAAUUUUGA
Molecule: messenger RNA, 2600 nt
Organism: Homarus americanus (American lobster)
Lineage: Eukaryota; Metazoa; Arthropoda; Malacostraca; Decapoda; Nephropidae
Product: fork head domain-containing protein FD4-like
Exons: 2
Coding region: 100-852 (250 amino acids)
Biological process (GO): regulation of transcription by RNA polymerase II; anatomical structure morphogenesis; cell differentiation
Molecular function (GO): DNA-binding transcription factor activity, RNA polymerase II-specific; RNA polymerase II cis-regulatory region sequence-specific DNA binding
Source: RefSeq, a predicted model, not a curated record